Fonticula alba is the source of this 273-nucleotide messenger RNA. RefSeq names its product chaperonin GroS. Gene Ontology annotation, cellular component: mitochondrial matrix. Gene Ontology annotation, molecular function: metal ion binding; protein folding chaperone; protein-folding chaperone binding. The record is from RefSeq and is a predicted model, not a curated record. The transcript is spliced from 2 exons. The coding region runs from base 1 to 273 and encodes 90 amino acids. NCBI's taxonomy places the organism in Eukaryota, Rotosphaerida, Fonticulaceae.
AUGGUGGGGGACAUUGGCGAUGUAGCUUCCGUGGUCACUCCUGGUGGCAUCUACAUCCCCCAGUCCGGCAAGGAGGUUGUCCGCGAGGCCGUCGUCGUCGCCGCUGGCCCUGGCGGUCGCUCUGCCAACGGCGAGGUGAUCCCGAUGUCCGUCGCUGCUGGUGACGUCGUCGUCCUGCCGGACUUCGGCGGUACCACCGUCAAGUUCGACAACGAGGAGUUCGUCAUCUUCCGCGACUCCGAGCUCCUCGGCAAGCUGGAGAACCAGAACUAA